This is a messenger RNA of Zasmidium cellare ATCC 36951, 1077 nucleotides long. RefSeq lists its product as uncharacterized. The transcript has 2 exons. Gene Ontology annotation, cellular component: cytoplasmic exosome (RNase complex); nuclear exosome (RNase complex). NCBI's taxonomy places the organism in Eukaryota, Fungi, Ascomycota, Dothideomycetes, Mycosphaerellales, Mycosphaerellaceae. Gene Ontology annotation, biological process: nuclear polyadenylation-dependent mRNA catabolic process; exonucleolytic trimming to generate mature 3'-end of 5.8S rRNA from tricistronic rRNA transcript (SSU-rRNA, 5.8S rRNA, LSU-rRNA); U1 snRNA 3'-end processing. Bases 1 to 1077 code for a protein of 358 amino acids. The record is from RefSeq and is a predicted model, not a curated record.
AUGGCGCCCUACACCAACAUCCCCCUCUCACCCGCCGAGCUCUCCUACCUCCACACCUCCCUCUCCCAAGACCCACCGAUCCGUCCGGACGGCCGCUCCCCGACGCAAUUCCGCCCCCUCGUCGCCGAAAAAGAAAUUUUACCGUCGGCGAACGGCAGCGCGAGGAUUUGUUUCGCGGAUGGCACGGAGGCGGUUGUGGGCGUUAAGGCGGAGGUGGAGAAGAGGGUGAGGAGGGGUGGGGGGUUGUUGAGGGGGAAGGAGGAUGCGGAUGUGGAUAUGGAUGUGGAGGGUGGUGGUGAUGGGGAUGGGCGCGAGGAGGGAAAGGGAGAAGAUGGGUGGUUGGAUGUGAGCAUUGAGAUUCCUGGGAUGAGGGAUGAUGAUGCAUUGCCUGUGUUUCUCGCGGCGAUGCUCAUGGAGGCGCUGCUCGCGGAUGGGGAGCUGAAGGGACGGUUAUGGAUUAGUAGAGGGUGGCAUUGGAGGGUUUUUGUGGAUAUCCUCCUCCUCUCACAACCCCUCUCCUACCCCCUCCCCCUCCUCUCCCUCACAACCCACCUCGCCCUCCUCUCCACACGCCUCCCCGCCCUCAUCUCCGAGAAAGACGAAGACCCCCUCUUCAACGACGACUGGGAAGCCUCGACAUACCUCUUCCCCAGGGACCCCUCCACGAACGAACCGAGAACCAAACCCCCCAUCACCCUCCUCGUCAUGACGGUCGGCCAAAACAUCCUCUUCGACCCCUCCACGGACGAAAUCGCCGUCGCCGACGCCGUGGUCGCUGUAUCCGCCGCGCAAGACGGGAAAGACGGUGGGUUGAAAAUGGUCGCGUUGAGGACGAUCGAUCCCCCGUCGAGACUGACGUCCGCGGGGGUUCCGCUGGCGGCGAAUACGACGGCUGGGGGUGGGCUUUCGGCGGAGGAGACGUUGAGGUUGAGGGAGAAGGAUGCCGGGGCGACGGUUUGGAGGCCGCCGAGGGGUGGGGUGGGGAGGGCGGUGUUGGGACGGAUGAUUCAGAGGGUGGUUGAGAAAGGGGGAGUUGGAGAGGAGGUUUUGGAGGGGUUGAGGGGGGUGAGGAGUUGA